AUGGAGCUUCCACGUGAAUCAACAGACUCUCAAUACAACGAGACAAGUGUAGAAAUGGAGAACGUUGCAGGGGAAGAGCAUGAUGACGUCAUAGAUUCCGCUGUCACUGCAUCCGAGGAGUACAAGGACCUUCUCAGUUUUGCAGUCAAACAAGUUUCUCAAGAAAUUGUUCCUGAUCUAGAGCACACCAAUCUGAAAGAGCAUUCAACACCUCCGUCAACGCCCAUUGAAGUUAGUGAGAGUCACACUCCAGUGAAUGAAAGUUCAAAGAAUGAAGAAGAAGUCAUAACACAUGUAGAAGAAUCAACAGAUAAUGUUGUAAAUAAUUCGGAAGCCGUUAUCGACUCACCAAACCCUGAAGCAAAACCUGAACCAAACGUUGAGUGUAAUAUAGCUCUUUGCGAAGGUGUUGGAGUUGAAGGUUCAAACGUUUCAGAUCAUAUUCAGUACGAAGCAGAGAAUAAUCUUGAAUUGUUGGAUUUAAAUACUAAUAUCGAGGCAUCAAUUAAUAAUGAAGAGAGUCAAAAUGCGGCUGAUGCUGAUGUAAACUCAAAUGACUCUACUGAUGAAUAUGCAAAAAAGGUUUUGCAUGACUUCAGCAACUCCCAAGAAGACACUGUAAUAGAAUCAAGUGCUUUCCAGCAAUUAUUAGAAGAAUCUCAGAGUGCAGUCUCAAAUCUUGAUCUGGUAGAGAAACAAUCUAAUGUUGCGAACGCGGAGACUGAUCUUAUGAUUGCGAAUCCUUCAUCUGAAAUACAUGAAGAUUGUAUUGAGCCAGACAUACAUGAGGAAGAAAAAAGUGAAAAUGAUCAGGAGAUCUCUCAGAAAAACGAAAUAAUUGUCGAAGAAAGAUCCGUGCCAGAUUUUGAAGAAGAACCGAUCCAAAUCAGUCAAGAUGUAGAAAUCACUGCUAAAGACAGUACAGAGAAGACAGAUGAGAACGCCACAGUUUGGCCUGAAACCGCAUGCGAAAAAAUUGAGGAACCGGAAAAAAUCCAAACAGCCGAAAAAGAAGAGUCUCCGGCGAACUUUUCUGUACAGGCAGAAGAACUAAAACCUGAGGAUACACUGGGUAGUGUUCUUACUACUAUGUCGGAAGCCAAGAAAGCUUUUUUGGAGGGAGCUGAGCAGCAGUUUAAAGGAUUUGUUGGGGAGCCAAAGUCAGAUCAGAUCUAUGAAGAGAAAAAGGCAGUGGUCCCAACUGUUGAAUUGGGAGCAGGUUUUGUAGAUGAAACUGAUGUAUUACAAAGCUCUAAGGUUGAGAAUCCCAACGAUAUCAAGGUUAAUGAGGAAACUGGCUCGGAAAGCAAAGGAGAGAAGUUGGAGCAACCAAAGAAUGAAAGCAGUAGCAAACGACGAUGCGCAAUUCUUUAA
This is a messenger RNA of Auanema sp. JU1783, 1374 nucleotides long. The record is from the annotation of a GenBank genome assembly. NCBI's taxonomy places the organism in Eukaryota, Metazoa, Nematoda, Chromadorea, Rhabditida, Rhabditidae.